Molecule: messenger RNA, 1915 nt
Organism: Rubroshorea leprosula
Lineage: Eukaryota; Viridiplantae; Streptophyta; Magnoliopsida; Malvales; Dipterocarpaceae
Source: the annotation of a GenBank genome assembly
AAAUAUACCUCCUAUACUAUAGGGGAAGGAGAUUCCCUAUCUAAUAUCCAACCUGAAGUGAUAUUUUCACUAAAAGAUUAGUGACAAACCACUUAUUCCAGACACAAGGAAUAUAAAUUAAGAAAGCAUAAUUUGUGUUAAUUUUGGCAAUGAGUGAGGGUCCGUUCUUUCACCGGAAUUAUAGAAGCGACGUGGAAGACAAUGAUGAUGAGGAGAAGGAGGAGGAAGAAGAAGAAGAAUUUGGAGAGGAAGAUGAUGAUACUGAUGAGAGCAAUGAAAUUACGAAAAACCAGAUUGCAACGCGUUUUAUAGGUCGGGGUUCGAAAUUUGGUGUGGAGGGGCGAAAUAGUAAUUCUGAAUCCAAGGACAAUCAGUUUACGAUUCUGAAUAUUUUGGCGGCGGCGUUGCGGAAGUCGCUGGUCACUUGCAGCGUCGACAGGGAAGAGGUGUCGUCGAUGGACAUCAGCUGGCCAACGGAAGUCAAGCACGUGUCGCACGUGACCUUCGACAGGUUUAAUGGGUUCCUCGGGUUGCCCACCGAGCUCCAGCCGGAGGUUCCCUGGAAGGCACCCAGCGCCAGUGCUAGCGUAUUUGGAGUUUCUGCCAAGUCCAUGCAGUGUUCUUAUGAUGAAAGAGGAAACAGUGUACCGACAAUUCUGCUUAUGAUGCAGAAACGUUUAUAUUCAGAAGGAGGCCUUAAGGCAGAAGGAAUAUUUCGAAUUAAUGCUGACAAUGGCCAAGAAGAGUUUGUCCGAGGCCAGCUAAACAAAGGUGUAGUACCACAUGAGAUUGAUGUCCAUUGUUUGGCAGGCUUGAUAAAGGCAUGGCUGAGAGAACUUCCAACUGGAGUACUUGAUUCCCUCACACCAGAACAGGGCAUGCACUGCAAUUCUGAAGAAGACUGCACUCAACUUGUGAAGUUACUUCCUCCGACAGAAGCUGCUCUGCUUGACUGGGCUAUCAAUUUGAUGACAGAUGUCGUGGAGUAUGAACAGUACAACAAAAUGAAUGCACGCAACAUUGCAAUGGUUUUUGCACCAAAUAUGACACAGAUGGCUGAUCCUUUGACGGCAUUGAUUCAUGCUGUGCAAGUAAUGAACUUCCUUAAAACCCUCAUCUUAAAGACACUUCACGAGAGGAAGGAAUCAGCCAAGAAUUCAAGACUAUUGUCAUCAAGCUUGGAUUCUUCUGCCAAGAGUAACUCUGAUCUGUCUACCAUAAACGAACAAGAAUCCUGCAAGCAAGUUCAAGAUGCUUCUGCACCAGAGGCACCAGCAACUGCUAUGUUCUUGAGGACUGCCACUCUCAGUAGGCUGGAAUCAGACCCAGAGCAAACACUUUGGAGCUUUCAGAAAAGCGAUGGAGAAGAGGAAUUUGAGUCCGUUAAUUCAGAUAGCAGCACACCAGAAGCAUCCGAAGCAGGAACUUUAGAAAAUGAAUGUAAAGUUGGAUACCAAAAAUUGAACCGGCUAAGUUUGAGGAAAGGAGCAAGGAAAUUAUGCAGGCACCCUGUAUUUCAGUUGAGUAAGCCAACCAAGAAAACACGAAAUCUCGGGAUUGUAAAUACUAAGGGAGGAGGUGGAGAGACAUGGGCAUGAUUUUAGUGUCAGCAUCCAAUAACAUUGCUAUGUUGUCAUGUUUAUAGUUGAUUGUUGCUGAUUUAACGUUUGCUGAGUAUGUAGUAGGUGAAGUCUAAGUAGGAUGUUUGGAGUACUAACUGAAGUUCUAGCUUGGAUGGAAGUAAUCUCUGUGAGUGAGCCUCUCUCCUUUAGUUUUAUUACAGAGCUUUGUGUUGUAAUAACAGUCAUCAAGAUUUUAAUUAGUUAGCUCUACGUAGGAUUGGAAACCCUAUUGUACAAUGUUUACUCUUCCUUGGUGACGAUUCCCAAUUGACAAAUGAAAGGAGUUUAAUCUC